AGUUAUCGUGUGAACUUCAUCGGAAUCUAACGGCAAUACAGGAGGAUAGGCAAAAAUAAAGAAAUAAUUUUGGCAUAGAAGUGAAGGCAAGAAGAAGUUUGUGUGGAAAGGAAUAAGAUAAAGUUUUAAUGAUCGCUAAAAAGACAAAUGAAAUAAAAAUUAUUUUAUGGAAAUUUCAACGACCAUAAAUGUAAGGUCAAUAAAACGCCUCUUAUUGGAUAGACUUUGCGAAGUAAAAAAAAUUGCCAUCACUUUUAGCGCCAAAUUGGUGAAGAUAAGAAGAAGCGAAAGGAAAAAUAUUACUCUGUAAUUUUCCCUAAAGCAGCUUGUUGCAUUCAUCAGUGAAGAUUAAAAAUAGGAAGCAUAAAGGAUUAUUAUUCAAGUGCAAAACGUGUAAAUUAAAAAUGACAGAUAUAUAUUCAUUGUUGGAUAAUGUGACAAACUAUAAUAUUAAUACCAGUAUAGAUGUAAUUCUAUUCCAAACAUCAUCCUCGUCACUACUGACAGACGAUGAGAAUAAUGCAACCCAUGUUUUUUGCCCGAGUAACUAUAAUUCUGAUCCAAGUACUUUGACGAGUGUCUUGAAUGUAAUCUUGGCUAUUCUGUAUUCAAUUGUGUGCUUAAUUGGAGUUUUCGGUAACUCCCUCGUAAUUUUUGUUGUUGUUCGAUUUAGUAAAAUGCAAACCGUAACGAAUUAUUACAUCCUGAAUCUCGCCAUUGCAGACCAAUUUUUCCUUAUCGGGAUUCCAUUCUUAAUUUUUACAAUGUUCUAUGGUAAUGUUGGUAAAAUGCUAGAAAUUUCCUUUUCUAGCUUUUUUUUCAUCUCCACAUUUUUUAUGUUCCAUUUUUGAUAAGAAAAAAAUUAUUUUCCGCUUCAUAGGUCAAUGGAUUUUUGGGAAUUGGUUUUGUAAGCUUUAUAUGAUAAGUCAAUCUAUAACUCAACUCUCGACAUCAUACUUUCUGCUCAUUAUGAGUGCUGAUCGCUAUAUUGCUGUGUGCCAUCCCAUCGAUUCUCCACGCUAUCGCAAUCUACCAAUGUCAAAAGUCGUCUCGAUAUUGCUGUGGGCAUUUUCAUUUCUUUUGAUGUCACCAGUGAUCCUUUAUGCCAAUACAAUAGAAAAGAGCGAAAACUCAUCAGCAAGAUCGUGCAUCAUAAAAUGGAAUUUGGAUAGUGGAGAUGCUGAUGAGCCAUAUGCAUUUAUACUGUAUUCAUUCUUUCUUGGAUUCGCAUUGCCGCUAGCCUUAAUAUUGACUUUUUAUCUUCUUGUAAUUAAAAAGCUUCGAACAGUGCGUCAACGUUCAAAAUCAAAAGAGCGUAAACGAUCGCAUAGGAAAGUAACGAAGUUAGUUCUAAUUAUAAUUGCUAUGUAUGUCUGCUUCUGGUCACCAUAUUGGAUGCUGCAAAUAUACUCGCUAACACUCCCGCCUGAUUAUUGUAGAACAAACUUUGAAAUCAUCAUUUUCAUGCUCUUCGGAUGUCUCGUGUAUCUCAACUCGAGUCUUAAUCCGCUUCUCUAUGCAUUUCUAUCCGACUCAUUUAAAAAGAGCUUCCUCAAAGCUUGCUCAUGUGCCAAUAAAAAUGAUCUAUAUAUCCUUAGAACAGACUUUGAAAGUCCCGUGAAUAGUCGUAUGAGUAAAACACGUAGCACAGAGAAGCGACACUACACAUCUGUUGCUAUGAAAGUCAAUAGGAAAAUAGAGAAUCGAUGUCUACGAAAGAAAGAAAUUGCAUCGACAGCAAUAACAGAUGAUUCAAAAGAAAUAAUUUUGAUUUCUACUAAUACACCGAAUAGGAAGGACGUAUUACAAACAGAUUUAUGAAUUGCCAAGUCAGCAGUGCUUGUGGAAGGUUUAAACACAACGAACGUGAUUCAUGCGUUAAAGUUUCUAGAUUGAAUUUUUGUCACGUGAUUUUUCAUCACAAUUUUUUUUUCUCUUCAAGUUUAAAUGCUCGAUGAUUGAUCUCUUCUGCAAAUAUUGAUUCAAACUUUAAGCAUCAUUGUAUCAUCGGUCAGCAUAGAGUCAUAAAUGAAAAGUCAUCCAUCAAUAAGUAAACUUUGUGAUUUUCCAAUUCAAUCAGUUCCAUUUCAUUAAAUUAUUAAUUAAUUUUGAAUGGCAUUUGAUGAGUUACACUAGAAAUUUUAAAUGCAAAUCA
Chironomus riparius is the source of this 2155-nucleotide messenger RNA. NCBI's taxonomy places the organism in Eukaryota, Metazoa, Arthropoda, Insecta, Diptera, Chironomidae. The record is from the annotation of a GenBank genome assembly.